Capronia coronata CBS 617.96 is the source of this 1596-nucleotide messenger RNA. RefSeq lists its product as uncharacterized. The transcript has a single exon. Lineage: Eukaryota; Fungi; Ascomycota; Eurotiomycetes; Chaetothyriales; Herpotrichiellaceae. Bases 1 to 1596 code for a protein of 531 amino acids. Gene Ontology annotation, molecular function: protein dimerization activity. The record is from RefSeq and is a predicted model, not a curated record.
AUGCCCCGGCCACGCCCUCCUCCUACGCCGACCAAUUCGACGGACCUACAAGCACUGGAAAAGACGAUUACAUCCUCGGAGACGGAGCUAAUGUUUGCUCUACCUCCUCCGGCCCUCCGUUCGAGCGAGACAGACAUCCAGCUCAACAGGUCGAAGUCGUCCCCUCGAGGAACUUCAUUCGGCGUUGCAGUCCCUCAAAAUACUCCUCCCAUCUCACCAAAGGACAAUGCUCUUUAUUCGAGCCCUCGACAUAAGCGGACGGCCUCUGGUGUCAUCAAGUAUAGCAAAGAGCCGGUCAAUAUCCUAUCGAGUUGCGAGCUUCCACCACCGCCUAGUCGUGCUAGGAAGAUCAUCCAGAUGAAACCAAAGCCCUUGACCACAGCCAAAUCCUCUUCGGCUGACUACCAUCCUCCAGCAUCGGCUGCGGCUGCUCACACUUCAAGCUCGAAGCAAACUGCUGCCUCGACCAAGUCCAAACAGAAGCAGUCUUCGGCCACCAAUGCGGCAGGUCGGAAAAUAGCUCGCAAGACUGCUCACAGCAUUAUCGAGCGGCGCAGACGGUGUAAAAUGAAUGAAGAGUUCGGCGUGCUGAAAGACAUGAUUCCUGCCUGUGAGGGGGUGGAAAUGCAUAAACUGGCCAUUCUGCAGGCAGGCAUCGAGUAUGUCCGAUAUCUGGAAGGAUGUGUGGCACAACUCAAGACCGAGAAUGAGAAAAAGGGUGAAUUCGAAUCGAGUCGGACCAAGCUUUACGAGCAAUCGGAAUACGUCGACGAAAAUGAAGAAGUGGAAGAGAUUCCUGACAAAAUCGGCGAGCAAGUCUCCCCACCAGCGUCUCCCGUCGUACGGCAAGGCUACAAUCAUUCUACGGUCACGACCAACGAAUCGUCUUUGAGAGACUCGGCUACAUAUUCGAACGCCUCCCCAAGCAGUUGGUCCUAUUCCUCUCCACAGUUGCAGUCUCAGUCACAAAGUCGAGAAAAUCAUUCAGCGCGAUCCCAGAAUCGACCUGUCGUUUCCCACUGUAAGGGUUCGUCCACAAUCCCGCCAGUCCAGUUGGCCGCUCACUCUGAUGCUACCUCGGCAACACCUACCUCUACUGUCCUCAGUCCAGCACUCAACUGUACCCAUUCGUCAUCUGAUCUGAGCCGCACUCAAAAGGCCAGUAAUGUCAGUAUGUUAGCAGGUAGUGGAGCAUUGGGUUGCAACGCGCCGUCAACGUCUGGGUCAUGGACAACAGUGAACCAAUCUUCCGAUCCCAGCCCUAAUAUCCAAUCGCUCCCAUCGCCUGCGGUAAUGCAUCUACCACUGCCUCAUCCCCAGCCAUCACUCCUGGCCGGUUCAUCACUGCAACUUGCUCAUAUGAACGUCAGCGUUCAAUGUGAUAGAAGCACUCAGAGCAAAUCACCCGCAGUGUUAAGUGAUGUCUCGGCCACUGCAGAAGCCACAGCUGGUGCCGCUCUUAUGAUGCUCACGAACGAGUGGAGAGGUGGUGGAAGGGGUCAGAAUCUCGAGAGAGGGAACGAGCGCAUGGAUCAAGGCUGGGGUCACAGAGACAAAACUAAGGCAAUGAGUGUGAGGGAUCUACUGACUUCAUGA